AUGGGUGAAAUAAUGCCUAUCGUUAUAAUUGAAUCUCGUGAACAGGUAGAUAAUGAAAUACCUGAAUUAAAUCUCAAAUAUGAAAAUUCCAAUGUUCAUGGUAUUCAAACAUUAAAAUGUCUUGAUGCUAUGCGAAAAGAACGACAAUUAUGUGAUGUGAUAUUAACUGUUCAAGGCCAUGAAUUAUUUGCACAUCGAGCUUUAUUAUCAUGUCAUUCCAAUUAUUUUUUUGAGCUUUUUCGUAAUGAUGAAAAUGAUACAUCGACAAAAAAACAGAUCUAUUAUCAAAUGAAUAAUCUUGAACAUACAGCAUUGAAAUUAAUUAUUCAAUUUAUAUAUCGAGGAAGCUUUAUUUUAACAGCAGAAUUGGUACCAAAAAUAUAUUUGGCAUCGUAUCAAUUACGUAUUGAAACAAUUUUUAAAGCUUGCUCGAACUAUCUUAGUGAACAACUCACAGAACACAAUUGUUUGAGCAUACGCUUAUUAGCUAUGGACGAUGAACUUCGUGAAAAAGCAACUGAAUGUAUUCAAACAAACUUUACUGCUGUUCUUGAAACUCGAGAAUUUCAUACAUUGGCAACAAUUAAAUUAGAAUUAGUUGAUUCAACUGCCCUUAAACCUAAAAUAACAUGCGAUUUAGUUAUCAAUUGGAUUGUUGAACAACUUGAUAAAAAUGAUAGUAAUCUUCAAGAACUCUGUGAAUAUAUGCAUUUACUUUAUCUUAGUGGUAAAACUCUCCAUGAUUGUGCUGAUAUGGAUGAUAAAAAUAUACAUUUUUCUGAUAUAAUCAAGGAUUAUCAAAGUUAUAAAUUAACCAAACGAACUUUAUCAACAGCAUCAUCAUCAAAUAGUCAAACCGAGAAUUCUAUUUUUGAAAUAAUGAAUUCACAAUUAAACAAUCUUAAUUUAUUAUCAAAUUCUCAUAUAUCCGAUGCAAAACUUAUUCAUAUGUCUCAAUCAAGUGAACAUAGCUAUAUUGCAAUUGCCAUAAUAAAAGGCAAAAUGCUAAGUAUUUCUAUCCAUAUGUCAGUAGGAUCAUCAAGUCCAAAUACACCUGAAAAAAAUAAUAUUAGUCCUUUGGAAAAAAUUACUGCUGAUGAUAAUCAAGCGAAUGUAAUGAGUCCAAUAUUAACAUAUGAUAGAGAUAUUACAUUAGGAUUACUUUCAACAGCACGUUGUUGUUUUGGAAUUGCAUCCAUAGAUGAUAAUAUCUAUGUCGUUGGUGGUUAUAACCGUGGUGAUUGUCUUGAUUCAAUUGAACGGUUUGAUCCCAAUGAAAAUAAAUGGGAAUUAUUAUCAUGUUCAAUGAAUAGUCGACGAGGUCGAGUCUCAGCUACAAUUGUGAAUAAGAAAAUUUAUGUAUAUGGUGGUAGUGAUGGUCAAAAAGAAUUGAAUAGUGGUGAAUGUUUUGAUUUAAAGACUAUGGAUAAAUGGUCAAUGAUAAAAGAACUUUCAACACCAGUUGCACAUAGUGCAAUGUGUAGUGAUGAUAAUUAUGUAUAUUUAAUUGGUGGAAUGGAAGGUGAUAAAUGUAAAAAUGAUUGUUAUCGAUAUAAUCCAAAAGAUAAUACUUGGUCAGCUUUAGCUUCGAUGAAUACAGAACGAAGUCAAGCUGGUAUAGUUUAUUUUAAUGAUAAAAUUUAUGUCUUCGGUGGUUCAACAUUAAAUCGAUGUUUAUCAUCAUGUGAAAUAUUAACAUUAUCAACAAAUCAAUGGACAGUUGGAGCAACAAUGAAAGAAGCUCGUCGAGGUUGUGGCGCAGUUUUAUAUCAUGAUAAAAUAUUUAUUAUUGGUGGUUCAAAUGGUAUUACAUCGUUAACAUCGGUUGAAAUAUUUGAUCCAAUAACAAAUGAAUGGUUAACGAAUCUCAAUAGUGUCCCAAAUGUAUUAAAUAUGCCACGUGUUGGUCUUGGUGUUACUGUUUGUUGUGAUAAAAUAUAUGUUACUGGAGGUUUUGAUGGUCGAACAUUCCUUAAAUCAACUGAAAUUUAUGAUGAGAAUACUCAACAAUGGCAUUUAACUUAUAAUAAUAUCAACAAAUCAGAUACGAAGAUUUGA
Messenger RNA from Adineta steineri, 2058 nucleotides. The record is from the annotation of a GenBank genome assembly. Lineage: Eukaryota; Metazoa; Rotifera; Eurotatoria; Adinetida; Adinetidae.